AUGACGGAGGUAACGAAGGAAGCGUUAAACGAAGCGAAAAAGAAGCGGAGAUGUGCAAAAUCGAGUGUUACAAGGGCAGGAAAUGGCUUGGAUUAUUUAUUGAAAAAUGAGAGACCUAUACCGGAAGUUGAGGAAUCACUCGCUAAUUUGGAAGACUUAUACAAGAAAUUGGUUGAAAAACACGACGAAUAUAUUCAGUUGGUGGAUGGCGAUGAAGAAUUUGCAACUGAGGAAGAAUGGAUUGAAGACUGUCAACAGAGGUUUAUGCAGAUAAGGAUUAGAACAAAGGAUUAUUUAAAGGUCAAGUCACAAGGUCAGUUUGAAAAUGAAACAAACCCAGAAACAGGUUUA
Molecule: messenger RNA, 351 nt
Organism: Paramuricea clavata
Lineage: Eukaryota; Metazoa; Cnidaria; Anthozoa; Malacalcyonacea; Plexauridae
Source: the annotation of a GenBank genome assembly